CCUUUUAUUUCCCCUACAAUCACUCUCUCUUCAUUCAUUUGAUCAUCUCUAGUACAAACUUUACUACGUGUAAACUCUCUUUAAAUUCCCACCAUUUUUUACAUCUUUUUUUGCUAAAUCAUUCUCUCAAAUUUACUCUAGGAAAAUAUUUUUGUUUUGGAGGUUAAAAUGGUGGUAAAUGCAGUAGACUCAGCAACACAAACGUUGGAUUACGAAUCUGACCAAGAGUCGUACACGCUGCAUGACCUAGGAGGGUCGAGUCCACGGGUUGUGGUGGAUACAUCCCCGCCUUUCAUGUCCGUUGAAGAAGCCGUAAUUCGGUUCGGGGGUCGUGGGUUUUGGAUCCCCCAACCUUUACUUGCCGUUGAUGCUGCUAAUGCUACAACUGAUGACAAUUCUCAUAAACUUGAUGAAAGAGCAGCAACAAUGUUGAAAGAUCUUCAAAGAAAAGAACAAGAAACACAUGAAAUCUUGAAAGAACUUGAGUUAACCAAAAGACUUGUAGAAGAGCUAAAGUUGAAAGUGCCAAAAGAUGAAACUCAUGUUCAAUGCACAUCAAACUCAUGCUCGGGUUUUGAAAGGCAAGUAUCCACCCCGAAUCACGAGUAUGUGAACAAGUAUCCUGUUGAUUUCACUGAACAGCCAACAGUCAAGAAUGAAGAGCAAUUGAACUUGUUUCCAUCAACUGCUGCUGGACUAAUUAUGAUGGAAUUAAAGCAAGCGAAAAACAAUCUUUAUCAGAACACCAAUGAUCUUGCUGAACUUCGCGCUUCUGUUGAGGCUCUCAGUAAGAAAAUGGAGAAAGAAAAGGCCUCAGUGGUAUUGCAAAAUUCGCGUACUGUCAAUGAAGCAAGACAGGAAAUGAAGGUCAAGAAUGAGGUGGAUAAUAUGGGUGGAUCAUUUAAUCCGUUAGCAAUAUCAAGAGAGCUACGAGAGUUGAAUUAUGAGGCCGAGCAAUUUAUGAAGACAGCUGAAGCAGCAAGAUCAGAAGUUCUGAAGGCAAUGUCAGAUGUAGAGCAGACGAAAACAAGCCUUAAAGUGAUAGAAAUGAGGUGGGUUGUAGCCAAGAAACUCGAGGAUGCUGCUAAGGCGGCUGAAUCUCUUGCUUUAGCUGAGAUCAGGGCUUUAUCGAGCAAUGAAAGCAUAUCAUUUGAUAGUUACAAUAAUCAGCAAGAGAGAAUAAGUCUGUCAGUUGAAGAGUAUUCUGCAUUAACUGACAAGGCUCAAAAAGCUGAAAACCUGUUUAAAAGAAGGGAACAGAUAGAUGCCUUCAGAAGGAUUGAAGAAGCAUCUGAGGAGAGACUAAGUAAGAUGGGAUUCAGAAACUCUUUACCUGCACGCCCUCGAAGGGAUUCUAGGCUACUCAAUUCAAAUGAUUACGAGUAUUCCAGAAAUAUAAAUGAUCAAUGUAAGCAGGCUGCUAGGCCUGCUACGACUUCAAUAGGAGACAUUUUGAGCAGGAAACUUGUUCUGAGGGAUGAUUUAGAGGUUGGCAGGCAGGAAGAAAGUGUUGGUGAGGGCAGGGGAGGGGGCGGGGGAGGGAGGCAAAGGGUGUCAUUGAAUCAAAUGUUGCGACGACAUAGAGGUGAAUCAACACCGCCUCCUAAGAGAAGAGAGAAAGAUGGUAAUGAAGGGAAGAAUUUCUUCUCCAAGAGAAAGGCUCUUGGGUUUGUGCAUAUUUCACUUCCAAUGUCUAAGCAGAGUAAAAAUAAGAUUCAGAGUUUGAAUUUUUGGCGAGGGGAUGAUGAAUAGAUCAACAUUAUUGUUGUUGUAUUUCUUGUUCUGAAUGACAUAUUCUUUAUCAGCUUGUGUUUGUACUGUGUUCCUUAUUGGUUGUGUGGUGUUUGUUCAUGCUACUUAUAUGCUUAUGUAUGUAAAGGGGUUGCUAUAUCUGAUUUGUACUUGUAUCUGGAGUGAAAAUUGAUAUCAGCCUUGUGUUAUUUAUGCCUGUAUAACCUUUGCUCGA
Molecule: messenger RNA, 1966 nt
Organism: Chenopodium quinoa (quinoa)
Lineage: Eukaryota; Viridiplantae; Streptophyta; Magnoliopsida; Caryophyllales; Amaranthaceae
Product: WEB family protein At3g51720-like
Exons: 2
Coding region: 169-1752 (527 amino acids)
Source: RefSeq, a predicted model, not a curated record